AUGUUCCUGUGACGCGCAGAAAUUUUAAACUAUCGUCCUUCUCAGUGAUGGCGGCUUCGUUUCGUUCUCUCCCUGCAACCUGUAAUAACAAAUGGUACUACACCCGACAGCAGAUCGACAACAGCCCAUCUCGGCGAGCUGGACUUGAUCCGGAUAAGGAACUGUCCUACAGACAACAGGCAGCGAACCUGCUCCAGGACAUGGGACAGCGGCUCAAUGUGUCCCAACUCACAAUUAAUACAGCCAUUGUGUACAUGCAUCGAUUCUACAUGGUCCAAUCAUUCACCAGGUUUCACAGAAACGUUAUUUCUCCUGCCGCGCUCUUCCUCGCUGCAAAGGUUGAGGAGCAGCCCCGUAAGCUGGAACAUGUUAUAAAGGUGGCCCACGCAUGCCUCAAUCCUCAGGAUCCUUCUCCAGAUGUACGCAGUGAUGCCUACCUGCAACAAGCCCAAGACCUGGUCAUUCUUGAGAGCAUAAUACUCCAGACCUUGGCUUUUGAAAUCACCAUUGACCACCCGCAUACUCAUGUUGUCAAGUGCACUCAGCUUGUCAGAGUUGUUGUUCCAGCGAGUAAGGAUUUGGCUCAAACAUCAUACUUUAUGGCUACGAACAGUCUGCACUUGACCACGUUCUGCCUGCAGUAUAGUCCGCCCGUCGUGGCCUGUGUGUGCAUCCAUCUCGCCUGCAAAUGGUCCAACUGGGAGAUCCCUGUAUCCACGGAUGGCAAACACUGGUGGGAGUAUGUUGAUCCCACAGUUACCCUCGAGCUGCUGGAUGAGCUCACACAUGAGUUCCUGCAGAUUUUGGAGAAAACACCCAGCCGGUUGAAACGGAUUCGCAACUGGAAGGCUGGAGGUCAGACGCCAAAAGCCAAGCCAAAAGUCCAGGAGGAGGGUGACCAGAGGGACACCAUGAUGAGCAUGAUCUCCAUGGCUUCAUCAGAGAGCACCGUGGCAGGCCUGAUGAGCCUCUCAGCUCCACCCUCUGCCUCUUCUUCCUCAUCCACGGGUGACAAGGAGAAGGGUGCAUCUGGCAGUGCUCAGACUUGGAGCGGAAAAGGUGCAGCUGUAUCUGAGCAGCAGCAACAACAGCAGCAGUCCAACAACGAGGUUCACGCCCCAGCUAAGGUAUCGCUGAGUGAGUACCGUGCCAAGAACGCAGACGUCCUGGCCGCUCAGAAGAGGAAGCUGGAGAACAUGGAGGCCAGCGUGAAGAGGGACUAUGCCAACGCUGCCCAGGCUCUUAUUGGUCAGCAGCAGAGGAAGGAGAAGCAGCCGCAUCAUCACCAGCAGUCCAGCUCUUCCUCCUCUGACGUGUCGAAUCCGUCCCCCAUUAUUCUGAAAAUCCCCCUGGAGAAGGAAAGGCACGACAGGAGUUCUCUCAAAAUGCGUUUCCCCCUAGCUGGAGGAGGAGGAGGCAGCGGGCACAGUGCCCGGGGUCAGGAUCAGGACAUCAAAGUCAGAAUACGAGUGCCUGAGAAGCAAAGGGGGAGUUCAGGAGAGGAGGGCAAGAGCAGGGACAAACACAGGGAACGCUCUAACCACCAUCACCAUCACCACAACCACCAUCACCAUUCCUCCUCUAGCAGUGCCUCACUCUCCUCUUCACAUAAACAUUCAUCUAGUUCCAGUGGGGCAGUAGGAAGCAGCAAAAAAGUCCCCAGUGACUCUUCUAGAACGGGCUCUUCAUCCUCCUCUGCCUCACGUAAGAGGACGCACUCCCAAGACCCCACAGCAGGCUCUCAUCCUGCCUCUAAAGCCAGCAAGUCGUCUAGGAAUCCCUACCAGCUACCGUCCCUGUCUUCCUCCUCUGGACAAACUCUGGGGCAUGGUCCCGACAUUCUGCCCACGCUGGGCCUUCCCAGUUUUUCACACUCCAAAGGCGACAAGACAGACACUAAUGGGCACGGUGCAGCAGGCGGAGCCCAGUCGAACGAGUACCAGGACACUUUUGAAAUGCUAAACUCACUUCUGAGUGCACAGGGGGUCCAGCCGUCCCAGCCGUCCAUGUUUGACUACAGAUCCCAAUAUGGGGACUACCGGUACAGUGGUGGGUCCAGAGGCAGCAACUCCAGACCCCCACCUCUGCCUUCAGAUCCACCUCCCCCUCUGCCGCCGUUACCCAAAUGAGUUCCGGAUCGGGAGACGUAUUAUGUACAUUGUACCUGACAUCACAAACAUACAUAUUAGUACAUAAAGUAUUGUUUUUUGUUUUCUUUUUUUAACUCACCUGUCAUUUUUAAAGGCAUCAGUUUGACAGCAGCGAAAUGUAGUGGUGAGAUAAAACUUUUUUUUUUUUAACCUUUUUCUUUUUCAGCUCGCUUGUUGGGCAAUAAUGAGGCUUUAAAAGCUUGAAAAUGUGAUUAAAAAAAAAAAAUAACAGAAAAGUGUAAUAAGAUAGAUAAUGUUUUGCUCUUCUGUUCAACUCAAAUGAAAUGUGAUGACAGGACCUGGUAUUUAUACCAUCACUGUUUUGGAGGAAGUCAUCUUGAAAUCAUGAGGAAACUAAAAGAUUUCCAUCAUGUACCUAUUAGGUCUUCUUAUCAACUGUCUUUUUAUAAUGUUUUUAUAGUAUGUUAUUUAUUGAUUGAAUGCUUUUAAAAAAAAAACAAAAAAAAACAUAGUCCCCCUUUUAUACCUUUUUAAGGUUUCCCCUCUGCGUGUGGGCAGAGGGAUGUUUCUUCAUCCAGACUGUACAGGCUAGUUUGAGAGUGCAUGUCUCCAAAGCCAUCUUUUUAAUAUUUUUGUCUUUUUCAAAAUAUUUUUUUCUUUUAACAGCCAUAACCUAAGGAAAAUAGGUGACUGCCCCACCCCUGGUGUUCUAUUUUAUUUCCUGCAUUAUUUGGUAAACUUGUACAAAGACUGUAAAAUGUUUAAAACAAACAUGAAAUAUUUUUUACUUUUUGUUAUAAAAGAAAAUCUGCAAAAAAAAAAGAAAAGAAAAAGAUGUAAAUUAAGGAAGCGUGUACUUCUGUUUUUAGAUUUUUGAGUGUUGCAGUCAUUGUUUUAAAUGGUUGUAAGAUAUUCAUAUUCAGUUCUCUGAUUACACUAAUGGACCGUUCAUACCAACGAUAUACAUCUGUAGUUUAUCAAAGAGCUCAGAAAGCUCAAACAUAUCAACCUGGUAUGGUCACAAUGAAGGACGGGCCAACAAAAUAUAUCAUUGAUCUGUCACGUGUUCAUUGGUUUAGGGUGGACAUGAGAAAGACAGGAUAUGAUGUAUUACAUUUAAGUGUUGUUGUAAAAUGCAACAUGCAUCGUUAGAACAGCUGCCCUGAAACUGCCCCCCAAAAGUUUUCCUGCCAGUGCUUUCUUUGUGGUGACCAUAUUGAUCACAGUAUAUAAUAAAGUAUUCAAAAAGACACAAUAUCAAAGACUAAUCAAAUGCCAUCUGUCUGUCAUUUCAUGUUAUGGUUGACUUUCAUUUAUGCGGUUUCUUUGGUGAUGUUUGAAAUGUGUAAACCCAGUGUACACCUGUCUGUUUAUUUGACAGGUCUGAUGUAAUGUUUAAAGCGUUUCUUUUUACUCAAUACCUUCAAACU
Messenger RNA from Acanthopagrus latus (yellowfin seabream), 3541 nucleotides. RefSeq names its product cyclin T1 (gene ccnt1). The record is from RefSeq and is a predicted model, not a curated record. The transcript has 9 exons. Bases 48 to 2129 code for a protein of 693 amino acids. Lineage: Eukaryota; Metazoa; Chordata; Actinopteri; Spariformes; Sparidae. Gene Ontology annotation, cellular component: nucleus; cyclin/CDK positive transcription elongation factor complex. Gene Ontology annotation, molecular function: cyclin-dependent protein serine/threonine kinase activator activity. Gene Ontology annotation, biological process: positive regulation of DNA-templated transcription, elongation; regulation of transcription by RNA polymerase II.